Molecule: messenger RNA, 1248 nt
Organism: Caenorhabditis remanei
Lineage: Eukaryota; Metazoa; Nematoda; Chromadorea; Rhabditida; Rhabditidae
Exons: 4
Coding region: 1-1248 (415 amino acids)
Source: RefSeq, a predicted model, not a curated record
AUGCUACCCUUUCUUCUUAUAUUUUCUGUUAUUCUAUGCAACCACUUCACGGAUUCCGCUCAAGUCCCACGGAUACAAAAUGGGAUUGUUGGAGAACCCGAAGUGAUCUGCGACAUCCGUCACAUUCGUAUCACCAUGAAAACCCUGCAGCCAUUCCUAGGGAACCUCUACGCCAAGGGAUUCUUCCACAAGUCGGAAUGCAGAAUCCGUGGGAAUUCCACGGCAAAUUCAGUUGAGAUAGUGAUCCCGGUGGAUUCCGAUUGUGGGAUCCGCCGGAAGCGAAUGAUGAAUCCAAGAGGGAUUUUACUGGAUACAAUUGUCAUAUUGAUGUUCCACCCUGUCUUCCUAACCCAGACGGAUCGGAGUUAUCACGUACAGUGCCAGUACACCGAGUCGGAAAGGACAGUGACAAACGCAUUGGAUGUGAGUAUGCAGCCAGCAUCCGAGCUCCCUCAAAGCAUCCAACAACAAGACGAAGCCUCGGCGCCCGUGUGCAAGUACGAGGUCCUCAUGGAGAGCUCCACAGGCGCCCCGCUAUCUCACGCUACAGUAGGCGACCAGGUCUACCAUAAAUGGUUUUGCGACGGUAGCAACAAGGAGAUGUACUGUAUGACCGUCCACUCGUGUGUCGUCGAUGACGGCCAAGGGUUUGGACAAAAGUUGGUCGAUGAACAGGGGUGCUCCUUGGACCCGUUUAUACUGAAAGAGUUGGAGUAUAAGGAGAAUGAACUGGAGGCUGGACAGAUGUCGAGUGUGUUCAAGUUUGCGGAUAAACCGACGGUAUUCUUCAGUUGUAUGAUAAGAGUGGAGAUGAAGGAGUCGGCGGAGACACCGUGUGUGACUCCAACUUGCAAGGCCUCUUCCUCUGGAAAACCCGAAUCUCUCGACGUCAUGACCAGCCGAAAAGUGUCCGAUGAAAACAUACCCCCUGGAUUCCCAAGACCUCCAAAUGACACCAGACUUCAGAAGUCGGCAAAGUUCUCCUCAAGCGACUAUACCAAUAGCGACUUUUGGAUGAUGAGUUGGAGGAAGAAAAUGAACCGACUGAUACGGAGGGAUGUCGCAUCGAAUAAGAACAAGUUGCUGGCAGAUUUUGAUGUAGCGGCGCCAUCUGUCAACGUGCAAGACCUCCCAGAAUCAGAACUCGGCGACAAAACAUCUGACAAAUCCAGAAAACUUCGAACGCCUGCUGAUCCUGGUGGCAUUGGGCAUUGUGACGGUGUCGCUGAUGUAUUUGGUGAUAAGUAG